Myxocyprinus asiaticus (Chinese sucker) is the source of this 5036-nucleotide messenger RNA. RefSeq names its product rho-related BTB domain-containing protein 1-like. Bases 246 to 2309 code for a protein of 687 amino acids. The transcript has 10 exons. Gene Ontology annotation, cellular component: cytoplasm. The record is from RefSeq and is a predicted model, not a curated record. Lineage: Eukaryota; Metazoa; Chordata; Actinopteri; Cypriniformes; Catostomidae. Gene Ontology annotation, molecular function: GTPase activity; GTP binding; ubiquitin protein ligase binding. Gene Ontology annotation, biological process: regulation of proteolysis; small GTPase-mediated signal transduction; proteasome-mediated ubiquitin-dependent protein catabolic process.
GGGAAGGACACACUUCUUAUACACAUAUAUUGCGCUUUCUAUACGCUUGAAGUUAAAUAGGAUUUUUUUCUUCUACAAACGGGAACGUAGUGCCGAUUAGGAGAUGAUUUUACAGCAUUUCCCCAGCAACCGACCAGCGAUUGUUCUUGUAUAAUACCAGCAAGCUGCAGUAACUGUUUUCUGACUUGAUUUCUCACAACAAUAAACACACACGCACCCCAAAGACACGGGUGCUCAAGUUUAGUAUGGACUACGAAAGACCCAAUGUAGAGACCAUCAAGUGUGUUGUUGUUGGAGACAAUGCUGUGGGAAAGACUCGCCUAAUUUGUGCCCGGGCCUGCAACACCACUCUGAACCAAUACCAGCUGCUGGCCACCCAUGUACCCACCGUCUGGGCUAUUGACCAGUACAGAGUCUGUCAAGAGGUUUUAGAACGUUCCAGAGAUGUCGUGGAUGAUGUAAGCGUGUCCCUCCGGCUGUGGGACACUUUUGGAGACCAUCACAAAGACAGACGCUUUGCCUACGGGAGGUCUGACGUUGUGGUCCUCUGCUUCUCCAUUGCCAAUCCCAACUCUCUGCACCAUGUUAAAACCAUGUGGUACCUGGAGAUCAAGCACUUCUGUCCACGUACACCUGUCAUCUUAGUUGGUUGCCAGCUGGACUUGCGCUAUGCUGACCUAGAGGCAGUCAAUCGGGCUAGACGCCCAUUAUCAAGGCCAAUUAAACAUGGAGACAUUUUGCCACCAGAGAGUGGAAGAGAGGUAGCCAAAGAGUUUGGCAUCCCAUACUACGAGACAAGUGUUUUCGACCAGUUUGGCAUCAAAGAUAUAUUUGACAACGCCAUCCGAGCUGCCCUCAUCUCCAGACGUCAGCUACAGUUCUGGAAGUCCCACUUGAGAAGGGUCCAGAGGCCACUUCUGCAAGCACCAUUUUUGCCUCCCAGAGCCCCUCCACCACUCAUUAAGAUUCCAGAGUGCCCAGCCAAAAACCGGGAUGGCCCGCGGCAGCUUCUUGAGAGCCCCCUUUGUGCUGAUGUUAUGUUCAUCAUUCAGGAACAUAUCCACUUAUUUGCCCACAGGAUCUACCUUUCUACCUCAUCCUCCAAAUUCUUUGACCUUUUCCAAAUGGACUUCUCAGAUGAGUCCCAGUGCUUGGUGGUAACUGAGCGUCACGGACGGGAUCAAUUAAUGCGCACCCUAAGCCUAGACACGGAAGAGGAUGUGGCUCUUCUCCCCAACCUUUUGCCUUGCUCACUCCGGGCAUCCAAGAGUGACGGUACCCUCAAAAUGAUGAGUUUCAGUGGAAUGCACCAUCGCACCAGGCUGUCACUGGCCUCCUGGAGCAAGGCCUUCUACAGCAUCCACAAGGAGAAUGUGAUUAACCCUGUUACGGGUACACCAGCUCUCAUGACAGUGGUGAAGAUGGAUCAUUCCAUCCAGCAUGGACCCUUUAUUGCCGUCCUACGCUUCCUCUACACCGGUGAGCUAGACGAGAAGGAGAAAGAUCUGAUGAAGAUCGCUCAGAUUGCUGAGAUCCUGGAGGUGUUUGACCUAAGGAUGAUGGUGGAGAAUAUCAUGAACAAUGAGGGCUUCAUGAAUCAGGAGAUCACAAAGGCAUUCCAUGUGAGAAAAGCCAACCGAAUCAAAGAGUGUCUUGCCAAGAAUAAUUUCACAGAUGUGGUGUUCAUGUUGGAUGAUGGCACCAUUAACGCCCACAAGCCUCUGCUGAUCUCCAGCUGUGACUGGAUGGCUGCCUUAUUCGGAGGCUCUUUCAUGGAGAGUGCAAAUGAUGAGGUCUUAUUCCCCAACACCAGCAGGGUGUGUAUGCAGGCAGUGGUCGAGUUUCUCUACACCAAUCAGCUGUCUCCCAUGGCAGACCUGGACCCAAUGGAGCUGAUCGCCCUGGCCAACAGACUGUGCCUUCCACGCCUCAUCGCCCUGACAGAGCAAUAUGCUGUGAGUGAGUUUGUUAAAGCCUCUAAAGAUGGACAGGACAUUGAUGGAGAGGUACUGACCUAUCUGGAGCUCGCUCAGUUCCAUAAUGCUAAUCAGCUUGCUGCCUGGUGCUUACACCACAUCUGCACCCAUUACAACAGGAUAUGUGCCAAUUACCGCAAAGAGAUCAAGUACAAAUCAUCAGAGAACCAGGAAUACUUUGAGAAGCACCGCUGGCCUCCGGUCUGGUAUCUGAAAGAGGAAGAUCACUAUCAGCGGGUGAAAAAGGAGAGGGAGAAAGAGGAUGUGGUGUUGAAUAAACAUCAUUCACGCCGCCACUGGUGCUUCUGGAGCACGUCUCCUGCUGUGGCUUAAAUUUCUACCAGCCCAUUCACAAGGCUCUUAAUCUCUCUAAAUAAUGUUUCUUUACAAAACCCAUUUCUUUCUUUCUUUCUUUCUAUUUGAUAAGACCCAUACGGCAAAAUAAAUAUUUUUAAUGUGUUGGAUGACAAAAUAUAUUAGGAAAUUGUAUUACAAAAAUGUAUAGUGUAAAUUAGAUUGAUACAUUAUAUGUUUAAGUUAUAUUAUAUUAUAUUAUGGCAAUUUUUGUAUAUUUUAAAAUUAAAAGAUAUAAAUAUUGCACAAAAUAUAUUUAAAAAAUAUAUAAAUUACAGCAAGUAUAAAAAGUACUAUAACAUUAUUUUUUGUUUUUGUUUUUUACUUUUCUUUUCCCCUUAGUACAUUUUAUAAUAUUUUGCAAUUUGAAUGUUUAAACAAAUAUAUUUCUGUUUGGAAAACAAAUAGUUUUUAGCCAUUCUGUUUAUAACAUAUGUUUAUAAAAAUAUGUUUAAAAUAUAUUUUGGCCAGAAAAAAAUUCAGUAAAUGUUUUGCCGUAUGGGUAUGAAAUUGGCCACGCUAAAAGAACAAUGUCCAAUCGGUUUAAAGCACAAUUUCAGUGUCCAAUCAAAUCCAACAAAUUAUGUGUAGUUGUCCACUGAACAUCUAGAGGUAAUGUAUAGGCCUAUUCUUUGUCAUGUAACGUUAAUUUAAUUUUUUAAAGCCACUGUUUUAGGCUUGUUUUGUCUUACAUCAGUGUUUUGUCUGUUUUUGCAGGCAUAAGAAUCUUAAAACUGUAAGACAAUUAGGGAAUCUGUUGAGUGUUGUUUUUUCUUGUCUAUAGGUGCUAUAUAUAUAUUUGCAUUAAUACAUAUUUCAAACUGUUAAAUGCUUAUGGCACUAAUUCUGUGAACAUCCAUUGAUUUACUAAAUCCAUUCAAUUUGCAUGGUACAAUUCUGCAUUCAGGCAAUUUUGGGCAAUGCAAUGGGGCUAGGUUUUAGACCAAAAACAGUGCUUGAGGUUCAGGCUUGCUGUAGUUUUUAAUCUAAUGGAUGUAGUUUGAUUGCUGUGUUUGUAAGAGCUUACAGCAUUCUCUGCUGCUGGGGCCAUAUAUUAAUAUCAGGGUCAGGAACUACAUAGCUGGGUCAUUCCUGUUAUGCAGUACAUUUUCAUCUCUGCAACAUAUUAAAAAAAAUAUGCUUGUGUUUUAAUUUAAUGAGGUAAUUUUAAACAUGAAGCAGACUUUCAGAAAAAUGCUUUGAUCAAGCUCAACACUUAGACUUUAAUAAUUGUAACUUGUAUAUUUACAUAUUGGCAAGGAAGUGCCUAACAGGAUGGAAAUAAAGAGUUUAAGUUAGGGAUUAACAACUAAUAAUUUUAUAUAUAUAUAUAUAUAUAUAUAUAUAUAUGUGUGUGUGUGUGUGUGUGUGUAUGUAUUUUAACAUUUAUGAUAUUAUUGCGAUUUAUGUAGUUUUAUCAAACAGAAUGGUAGGCUAUGUUUUAGACUUAGAUAUAUCAACUAAUAUCACAAAACAACACACAAGUUAUAAAAGGAACUGGUGUUUAUUGGUUAAAGGAAUUAUAAAACUAACAGGAUGGAAAGUGAUAUUGAGGACAUAGGAAAAAGCUACACAGUAGUUAAAGUACCAAUUAAAACUAUAUUUCUAAGACAACAUGUUUAGUUUGAAACAUUUUGAUUAAAGAACGGAAACAAACACCUGGAAUAUUUCUUAAUAAACUGCAACUCUUUCUGCUUUUGACAUGAGACAUGGCCCUGUGUUCACUUAAUAGUGAUAUUGUGAUUAAAGAAAUCUAAUUAAUAAGAUUUCCAUCUUUAAAAUUGUACAUUUUAUCCAAAAUGUUAAGACGUAUGAUUCACACAUGAAAGUGUACUGCAAAGUGAAAGUGACCCAGCUCUGUCCAAAGGGGCAAGUUUGUACAACUGCAAAGAAGCAAAAAUAUCUGUGUAUGCCACUUAAUCCACCUCCAGCUAUAGUUGACUACCAGUUUCAUAUUAUUUUUCUAUUUUAUUUUUUUUACCUAUGUUAACCUUGACAAACAACACAGUCACUUAUUAUUAGAAGGGCUUAGCACCAUGGCUUAGUUCAGGGCAUACCUUAACUAACAAAUAAUAAAAUAAAAUGUAACCACUACUCACACAUAAUACAUAUAAUACAUUAGCUCCACCAUUGUUGUGCUAGAAGUUACAUAUGUACUGUAGUGGAUAUUAACUUUAUUUACACAUGAAGGACUGUCAUAGUUCUCAGCUUUGUCCUGUAAUGAAUAAGUAAUGUAUGUAGAUGUUUCAUGGAAGGAUAUUACAGGCUGUUUUCAUAAGGAAAGAAUGUAUGUGUCGGUAUGUAUUGCACUCUUGAAGAUGAUGCAUGUUUUUGCGUAACGAAACACCUGGUUGUGUCAGUGUAUCCUAAACGAGACCAGACGAAUGGUGUAUUUGCCUAUAAAUAAAGGAGAAACAUUAAUACUUGAAGAAUAAUAAUAGUGUUUAGUCAUUACUAGUGUAGAUUCUCUUUAGUUUACCAAAGCAAUAUAUAGAUGAUCACACUCAAAAGAUACCAUGAUUGUGGUAUUAAAGAAAUUGUUGUUAACUAUUGUUAGCUGCUAAAAACCAAAUGGCUGGUUCAUUUGGUUCUUGCUGUCUAAAUGCCUUUGAUCUGGCUAAUUAUUAUCAUUAAUGUUGUUUGUUUAUUUAUGUACUUCAUUUAUUUUUUGAAAAUGGAAUAUUGUUGAAUAAAUUAUUGAUUUUA